UAGAACAAGAAAAGUGAGGAGGUGGCCGGCGAGAACUGUCCAAACACAUGUAUCCAUCCAAGUCCAAACUCAUGGAAACUGACAAGCUCAAUUUAAAAUAAGCAUUUCAUUUCAACUACUUUUACCAUGUUGAUCAAACAAAACCCUUUUGGAACAGUAAUCAUCUGCAAUGGUUAUGGUGGCUUCUGAAGUCCUCAAACCAAUCCAAGUCUCUCAAAACAAAACCCCAGGAAAUGUUGUCUCAAUUCGCCCUUUCUUUUUUCGGUAAAUCCCCUUUAAAUUCCUCAAAACCCCAUGAACCCCUCAAAUUCCAGCUCCCCCUUUCCAAUCUGUAUGUCAAGAAUUCAAUGAAGGCCCCUGUUACUUCUUCUUCAUCAAAUUUUGGGUUCAAGGAAUUGUUGGAAACUUUCACGGUGGAAGUUCAGAAAGCUGAGAACAAACCCCUAAAUGUUCCUUUGAUUGCUCCUUUCACCAUAGCCACUUCUAGGCUUGAUAAAGUGGAGAACGUGGCAAUCAGGAUCGAGUUGAAAAAUGGAUGUGUUGGUUGGGGUGAGGCUCCAAUUCUGCCUUUUGUUACUGCAGAGGAUCAACCUACUGCUAUGGCUAAAGCCAAGGGGGCCUGUGACAUGCUCAAGAAUUGUUCUUUCUUGACUCUUGAGGCAGUGCUGGGGGAGAUUGGUGAUCUUUUACCUGGCCAUCAGUUUGCUUCAGUUAGGGCUGGAAUUGAGAUGGCAUUGAUUGAUGCAGUUGCUAAGAGCAUUGGUCUACCCCUGUGGAGAUUAUUUGGUGGAGCUUUAAAUACAAUAAUCACUGAUAUAACAAUUCCUAUUGUUUCCCCGGCUGAAGCUGCUGCAUUAGCUUCAAAGUAUCACAAACAAGGAUUCAAAACUUUGAAGCUUAAGGUAGGAAAGAACCUGAAAGCUGACAUUGAAGUUUUACAAGCAAUUCGUGCCGCUCACCCUGAUUGUUCAUUCAUCUUGGAUGCUAAUGAGGGAUAUAAACCUGAGGAGGCUAUUGAAGUUCUUGAAAAAUUACAUGAAAUGGGAGUGACUCCUGUUCUUUUUGAACAGCCAGUUCAUAGAGAUGAUUGGGAAGGUCUUGGUCGUGUUACUCAUUUUGCAAAAAGCAAAUAUGGGGUAUCUGUUGCAGCGGACGAGAGCUGUCGGAGUUUAGCUGAUGUUAAGAAAAUAGUGAAGGGAGAGCUUGCGGAUGUUGUUAACAUUAAGCUUGCUAAAGUUGGAGUCCUUGGUGCUCUUGAAAUUAUUGAUUUGGCUAGGGCAUCGGGACUGGAUCUCAUGAUUGGUGGUAUGGUGGAAACCAGGUUGGCCAUGGGCUUUGCUGGUCAUCUUGCUGCUGGCCUUGGAUGUUUCAAAUUUGUUGAUUUGGAUACUCCCCUUCUCUUGUCUGAAGAUCCGGUUCUUGAAGGGUAUGAAGUUCAUGGAGCUAUUUACAAAUUCACAAAUGCUAGAGGCCAGGGUAGUUUCCUUCAUUGGGAAAAUAUUGAAUGAAGUUAUAUACAUUUGGUUGGCUGGUGAAUGUUGGAAUUCUGAAUCAGACUGGUUCGUUAAAGUGGCAAGGCAGACCCUUCCUCCAGGUAAAAGUAGCGAAUGUGUGCAAUUUAGAUGCUUGUAAGUUGGAACUUUUUGGUUUUAGGGAAGGAUUUUAUAUUGUGAUUUACAUGUGGUUAGAUUGCCCACUUAAUAUGGAACUUUUAACUAUUUUAGAAUUCCCAUUGUAAGGGAGGCGCUAUUACUCUCUUAAGGGCUACUGGCUUUGCUCAAACUCUUCAACUUUUGGAAGCUUUGCCAAAUCAAUCACACAUAACAUCCAUAUCCGCCUGCCUUGGAUUCAA
Messenger RNA from Gossypium raimondii (Peruvian cotton), 1852 nucleotides. Its product is annotated as L-Ala-D/L-amino acid epimerase. NCBI's taxonomy places the organism in Eukaryota, Viridiplantae, Streptophyta, Magnoliopsida, Malvales, Malvaceae. The record is from RefSeq and is a predicted model, not a curated record. The transcript has 7 exons. The coding region runs from base 234 to 1508 and encodes 424 amino acids. Gene Ontology annotation, molecular function: racemase and epimerase activity, acting on amino acids and derivatives.